Arabidopsis lyrata subsp. lyrata is the source of this 1456-nucleotide messenger RNA. RefSeq lists its product as uncharacterized. NCBI's taxonomy places the organism in Eukaryota, Viridiplantae, Streptophyta, Magnoliopsida, Brassicales, Brassicaceae. The coding region runs from base 143 to 730 and encodes 195 amino acids. The record is from RefSeq and is a predicted model, not a curated record. The transcript is spliced from 2 exons.
AAAGAUUUUUAUAUAUUUAUUUUCCUUUAUGGAGAAUACAAGAAGAGCACAUAGAAACGGAAACAGAAACUCAAAUCUAUAAGAUCUCAUAUCUUCUAUUUCUCUAUGGAUUAACAAAGAUUUUUCACCAUUUCUGUGAAAAAUGUUUAGGGUCAUUGACAAGAGCGAUCGGACUUUCACGGCGGAUCAAGAAUUUGCUUGCUUAUCGUCGACGUCUUCGACUUUUGAUUCGAUCGGGAAGAACAGUGAGGACGAUGAAGGUGGAGAGAAUGAGAUUGAGUCUGCUUACAAAGGUCCUCUUGAUAUGAUGGAGUCUCUUGAAGAAGCCUUGCCCAUCAAGAGAGGGAUAUCGAAGUUUUACAAAGGGAAGUCGAAGUCGUUCACGAGCUUAUCGGAAACAGCAUCUUUGCCGGUGAAGGAUUUGACGAAACUGGAGAAUCCUUAUAGUCGCCGGCGGAGGAAUCUUCUCAGUCACCGGAUACGUAGUCGUGGUGGGAUCUCAAAGAAACCGGUCAAGAGUGUUUUAGCGGUGGCCGUGAUGGCGAUACGUCAAAGAGAAGGAGACUCUUCUUCUUCCUCCGGUGAUGAUUCUCUUCCGCCUCCGGGGAAGUAUCAUAAGAAUCUCCCGAGGCAGAGAAAGGGGUCUUUGGGUAAUUGUGUUCCCGUUGUUGAUUCGCCGCGGUGUUUUCAGACGGCGGUGGGUAGCAACAUCCAUAAUAUUAUUUGCUAAAUUUAAUUACAUCGAUUUUUUGUUAGACCUUUUUUAUUUAUUUUCUUUCUGUUAUUGAGGAAUUAUUUUGGAAAUUUUACAUUGAUGUUACAUCUCAAGCUUUAAUUAUAUUAAGAAGAAAAUUAUUACUUUUGAAUAUAUCACUUUUGUGUGUGAAAAUUAACACUUUUUCUUUUUGUUAUAGAGCUUCAACACUUUAUCUCUUUUUUUUUUUUCCUAUUCAAAAUGGGUUUGAAUUAUUAACAAGUCAUUUAUAAUACAAAUGUAGUCAACAUAAUUAAAUUAUAGAAGUGCAGGUGCUGCCAAAAGCGUGUGCUCAAUCCCCGACAGUUACGAUUUCUUACCAAAAAAUUCUCUAAACAAAUGUUUAUUAUGUAGUCAACAUAAUGAAGUUUUUUUUUCAUAAACUACAUAUAAUUAAAUGUAAAAAAAAAAAACCUCAAUCACUAAGGAAAACAGAACGGACCCUACCAAACAAAAAAAAACGAAAACAGAACGGUUUACAAUGUGUUAUGAUUUAUGAUUUUUUUUAUAAAAAAAAAAAACUCAAUCAGUAACAAAAAAAACUCAAUCAGUAACGAAAAAAACUCAAAUCAGACAUAUAUACUUCCUUUUUUAUGUUGGUUUUUGUUCUUAAGAAUACUUUUAUAGAGGAAAUCAAAAUGAAACAUACUUUUAUAUGUUAAGAUACAUAAUGAGGAAAUAAUUGAAAUGAAUUUGGUUGCU